Messenger RNA from Saccoglossus kowalevskii, 1092 nucleotides. RefSeq lists its product as uncharacterized. Gene Ontology annotation, biological process: signal transduction. The record is from RefSeq and is a predicted model, not a curated record. Gene Ontology annotation, molecular function: signaling receptor activity. NCBI's taxonomy places the organism in Eukaryota, Metazoa, Hemichordata, Enteropneusta, Harrimaniidae. Gene Ontology annotation, cellular component: plasma membrane.
AAUUUAAUUCCGGGUAGCUCGGUAUUUAACCUUAGUGGUGAGGUAACGAACUUUAUUAUUCGAAGUGGAAACAAGGGUUCUUUUAGCAAUGAUGCUACAAGUAAUGACGAUGUGAUAAUUGAAUAUUCGAGAGUUGAACAUGUCAUUCGAACUGUUUUUAUUCACUUUACUUCUGAUAAAGUAGACAAAGGAAUGGAGUGCUCCUUCAUGAAUAUCCCUGACAUUAUUCCAAAUUUCCACUUGGCAACUGUGCAUGCAUUUUAUGAUAUAGAUGUAUUAGGCUGCCCUGAAGGGAAAUUUGGCGGUAAUUGUCAAUAUGAGUGUUAUUGCCAGAACGGAGCAACAUGCCAUAUCUUCAAUGGUGCGUGCAAAUGUACCACUGGAUGGAAAGGAAUAGCCUGUGAUAUAGAUGUAGGAGCACCGGAAUUUGUGUUUUGUCCGCACAACAUCACGGCAUUAUUAGAUGAAGGGUCAUCGUCUACUGAAGUCACGUGGCCAAAGGUUGAAGUCAAUGACAAUUCGGGACUGUUGAAUCUGACAUCAAACCAUCAAGCACGCGAUGAAUUUAUCAUAGGAAUACACAACAUAUUGUACACAGCAGUAGAUAUUCAUGGAAAUACGGCCAUAUGUAGAUUCAGUGUAAAUGUGAAAGCGGUCAAUAUUGAAACAACGAAAACUGUUAUUGUAUCAUCAAUUGUGAUUUCACUCUUAUUGGUAGUGUUAGUUACUUUUGGGUUUGUUGUGUGUCUCCGAUACAGAAAGAAUAGACUAAUGUAUCCAUUACUAUUUGGUAGGUCUAAAGACGAUGAUAAUAAGGAAUGGGAUGCAUUUGUAGCUGUUAAAGGGGGUACGGAAGAUGAAACAUUUGUAUAUAAAGAAUUAUUGCACGAAUUAGAGGAAAAUAAUGAUUAUAAAAUAAAUAUUCAUCAUAGAGAUUUCACUCCUGGAAUACCUAUCGUUGACAAUAUACUUUACGCGAUUAAGAAUAGUCGACGGACGAUAUUGAUAUUAUCUCCAGAGUUUGUCAGAAGUGAAUUGUGCAAUUAUGAAGUUGAUCAAGCUAAAUUUGAAUUGUUUGGAUUACGCCAUUAA